Molecule: messenger RNA, 777 nt
Organism: Humulus lupulus (European hop)
Lineage: Eukaryota; Viridiplantae; Streptophyta; Magnoliopsida; Rosales; Cannabaceae
Exons: 2
Coding region: 68-487 (139 amino acids)
Source: RefSeq, a predicted model, not a curated record
UACAAUUUAAAUUCGGUAAGAUAUAGAGUUACAAUUAUGUAUAGCAUUUAAAUCCAUUUUUAGACUAAUGCCAUUUACUUUCAUGUUGAAGCCACCUAAGAAGACAAAGAAGCAAAAAAGGACUACUUCACCAAUACAUAUUGCCCCAGUGACACAAGAGAAGCCUCAUCCUUCCCAGCGACUUCCUACUCAAAAUGAUAGAGUGUUAAGUAAAAAUAGUGCCCCGAUGCUCUUCAAUAUUCCUAAUGUCAGGGUUCCUCGCUCUCUCAAGUGUCUAUUAACUACGGUAAAGUAUGUGGAGCAUGAUCAAAGUUCAAAUGGAUUUUGGGAUAUUAGGCCAUCAACACAUUUUAUAUAUUUCACAAGAAGACAUAGUCCACUUUGGCUUAUUAGAGAUGAUUGGAGCAUCAUGUAUAUCAUUAUAUAUCAGGUUUCUAUACUUUCAAUUGGUCAAAAGAGAGAUAAAUCACUUUUUUCAUUUCGUUGAGCCACUUUGCCUAUCAAAUAUUGGCUCUACUAAAGAGGAACAAGUUGAAUGGGUAUCAAAUCACAUCAUAGAUUCAAAUCCGGGUCAAAUGUGGUUACUGCCAUACCAUUUGAGGUAAGUUUUGUACUUUUGUCAUUAAGUUAUUGUGAUUAUAUAUUAUUUCAAUAACUUAAUUUUUGUGUUUGUCUUAGCGAGCAUUGGAGGCUUGUAAUAAUUGAUUAUGAUAAUCAAUUAUGCUAUUAUUUGAAUUCCCUUGGCAAUUUCCCACCAGAAGAAAUUAAAUCCCUCAU